Drosophila simulans is the source of this 1972-nucleotide messenger RNA. RefSeq lists its product as uncharacterized. The transcript has 3 exons. The record is from RefSeq and is a predicted model, not a curated record. The coding region runs from base 722 to 1588 and encodes 288 amino acids. Lineage: Eukaryota; Metazoa; Arthropoda; Insecta; Diptera; Drosophilidae.
GACAAAGCGCACGUAAAUGAAAAUAACGGAACAAAGAGGUCAAUCAUCGAAUUCAAUCUUGUUAAAGAGAGAAUUUCCCUGCUUCAGAGUGUAUUUUAAAUUUGUCCCCGAUCAGUGUGAAAUUUUGGAGAGCGAGUUAAAAAUAAAAUCAGAUUUAGCUGAUUUCCUUAUGCCGACAAUCUUGAUUGCGGCUAAAACGGGCAAGUGCGCAGGUCUGCCCUUAGUUAAAGUCCGAAUAUGUGCUGCUUUCCUCUCUCGCACACACAUGCAUCUAAAUUGCGGCGGAGCUGUAAGUCAUUGUUUGUAAAUACUCCAUACAAUUAAAACCAAUACUAUACAAAACGAACGAAUUUCGGAUUCUGUUUCGUUUUGGUUUUAAAGUAGUAUGUGGGAAUAAAAUGAUUUAUUGCGCAUUUCCACACGCACACAUGCACAUGCCCAUCGGGUCAGUCGGCUAAUCAAUCACUCAAUCGAGACACAUGCACACACACCCGUCCGUUUCGGCUCUACAUCAAUUCAGUUUGUGAUUGUCGCUUGAGGAGAGCAUAACGCCGGUCGCCAGGUGGUGGAAAUAAAUUUAUACAUAUAUGGACAUCCAGAUCCAGAGCUACUACACCAAUCAGUGGGAGUAUGUGAAGUGUUUACCAACACUAGACGCUAGAAGUGGCAACUCUGGCCAACUGUAAUCAACAACAGCUGAUUGGCUUGGACAACAGAAAAGAUGGCAGCUGCACUGCCAGAUCGGUUUAGUGCGGGCAAACGGCAGUUCUGGCGCGAGUUUCUGGCUCUUUAUCAGGGAAUGCCGGAGCUGUGGGACGUCCACCACCUCAAUUACCGGAACAAGGAGCUGCGGAACCGGGCGUACGAGUUGCUGGAGAGGAAACUACGGGAGAUACAGCCGAACGCUACGCGCACAGAAGUGGGCAGGCGCAUCAACAUAUUUCGCACCAAUUACAGGCGGGAGCAGAUGCGAAUCCUCAAACAGAAGGAGCUGGGGCUGCACUCCGACCUCUGUAAGCCGACGCUCUGGUUCUACGACUACAUGGGCUUUCUCCUGACCCAGGAGACCUUCCAGCACAGGACCAGAAAAGGUCGGGGCGGCAGACAAAAGCCCGAUUUUCGCAGGGAAAAGGAUGACAAAUACACCUUGAAAAAUCCAGUUCUCAACACGGAAAGCGUUUGUGAUUGGCCGAUCAAGGAUGACAACGCUUUCAACUACCAGUCCGAACCCACUGCCCCGCAAUCCGAGGAGGGUUCCCUGCUCAGUCCAAAAUUGGAGAUCAUAGAGGCGGAAGAAGGGCAGUGUGAAGUCAAAGAGGAAAAUUGUUUGGGAAAUUCAUUGGAAACAAAGGAACCCACUUCCUCGAUUCAAACAGAUCCAGAGAACGAACGAGGAACUGCACCCAUGCAACUCAGCGAGUCCUCCGAAGUACUGGCCAGAUCCUGGGCUAUCCAGUACGAGGAAAUGUCCCCCACGCAACGGAUUCUAGCACGAAAGGCCAUAGCAGACAUCCUGUUUGAGGGAUGCAUGGGCAACCUGCGAGUAAACCGCGGCGAACAACAGAGCACCGUGUCAAAUCAUUUCUAAGCCCUAGAUUACUACUAUUACGUCAUUGGAUAUUCCUGCAUUUGUCACUCUACGACUUAUUGAGCAUCUCAUUGAAGUUUUCGAAAACACAGAACUAUGCAUACUGCUCUAAAGAAAGUUCGAAACCACUCAGGCCAUACUAUGAUGAACGAGGCAUUGCAAACUAGAGAACUAGAAUUUAAGAACUACAAAUACAAUUAAGAAUACAGUUUGAAUAUAUCAACUAAACAGCAUAUAAAUUUCUCUUUGUACAAAAAAUUUCAUCCUCGCAUUUAAAUUUCCCGCCCAAACACAACAGGGUUGGAAAUCGACUUCCAGUCAAACGAAGCAAUAAAUGUAGAGAUGAGUCUUUUGUUGUGCGAACACGAACACCCAAUGUGGUAA